Messenger RNA from Necator americanus (New World hookworm), 993 nucleotides. RefSeq lists its product as uncharacterized. Bases 1 to 993 code for a protein of 330 amino acids. The record is from RefSeq and is a predicted model, not a curated record. The transcript is spliced from 9 exons. Gene Ontology annotation, molecular function: zinc ion binding; RNA binding. Lineage: Eukaryota; Metazoa; Nematoda; Chromadorea; Rhabditida; Ancylostomatidae.
AUGAUCGCCACUCGACAGCUUGUUUCUGUUUACCAACAACCAACGUCGACAGGAAUGCGCCUGAAAAUCCCUUUAACAAUGGAUGAUGUCAUUGGUGGUAUUGAUGCAGAAAUUACAGAUGUGGAAGAAGCGCUUAUGCACCAAAUCGGUGCCAGAGAGGUACCCUUUGCCGGAAUGGACAAAAGUGGCCGAGGUGUAUGUUUAAAGCAUGUGCAGGGCACAUGUACGAUGAAUUUGGUCUGUCCUCUCCGACAUAUUGUUGGAGAUAAGGCCGUUGUUUGUAAACAUUGGCUUAGAGGUCUUUGCAAGAAGGGUGACCAAUGCGAAUUCCUUCAUGAAUAUGAUCUCACAAAAAUGCCGGAAUGCUUCUUCUUUUCGAAAUAUAUGGCGUGCAGUAAUCGCGAAUGUCCUUUUCGACAUAUUGAUCCUGAGACGAAAAUGAAAGAUUGUCCUUGGUAUGACCGAGGAUUCUGUCGCCAUGGACCAUACUGUAAGCAUCGCCAUCGCAGACGUAUGAUUUGUCCCAACUAUAUUGCCGGAUUUUGUCCUGAUGGGAAAGAGUGUAAGUUUACCCACCCAUCUUUCGCACUGCCAGCUCCAGAGAACCCUGUGGCGAACAACAAGCGGUUGUUUAAUCACCAAAUCAUCUGUCACAAUUGUCACGAACGUGGCCAUAAAGCUACACAUUGUCCGCAUUUGCCAACUCAACAAGCUAAACAAUCCGAUUCGAAUCCGAUGACGAACCGAGCGACAACCACCGUGCAACCUGUUGAUCUCUCACUGUUUCCUGACAAGAAGAGUUUGUCGGAAGUAACUUGUUAUAAGUGUGGUGAAAAAGGUCACUAUGCGAACCGUUGCCACAAAGGUGCGCUGGCUUUCCUGUCGAACACUGCUCAUCUGGCGCAAGAACAGCGAGAAAAGGAUGAACGGGAAGGAAGAUACCUCCCAGGAGCGUACAUGGGUCAGCCGAGCUUGAAUCCCAGGACAGGUUGA